This is a messenger RNA of Girardinichthys multiradiatus, 1407 nucleotides long. RefSeq names its product tRNA-yW synthesizing protein 5 (gene tyw5). Gene Ontology annotation, biological process: wybutosine biosynthetic process. The transcript has 8 exons. Gene Ontology annotation, molecular function: 2-oxoglutarate-dependent dioxygenase activity; tRNA binding. NCBI's taxonomy places the organism in Eukaryota, Metazoa, Chordata, Actinopteri, Cyprinodontiformes, Goodeidae. The coding region runs from base 360 to 1199 and encodes 279 amino acids. The record is from RefSeq and is a predicted model, not a curated record.
UCUUUUAACGUCACAACUGAAUACAGAAUCAUCUGAUCCUUCACAUUUAUUAGAUACAACCAGAAACAUGGGAAAGCUCUGUUUAAAAACUAAGUACACCUCAUAGAUCAACAGCUCUUAGUUGUUGUUGGAACGUCUUCAUCAGUCUCUCAGGUCUUUGUGGAGGAAUUUAGGAUCGCACCCCCUAGUUAUGACGUCAUUAGUGAUGUCUUUCCAUCCUGGCAUUGUUUAACACAUGCUGGAUUGCACCAAAGUAGCAAACGGCUAAAUGUCCUGCCGUUAUACAGCGCGGACCGGCGGUCCUGAGGGGCGUGGAUCUUGGUCCCUGCGUGGAAAGGUGGACGGUUGAAUAUCUUGGGAUGAAAGGAGGUGAGAGGGAGGUGAAGAUCCAUGUCUCCACAGUAACUCAGAUGGAUUUUCUUCACAAAAACUUUGUCUACAAGACUCUGCCAUUUAAUGAAUUUGUUAGAAGAGCAUCAGAGGCUAAACACUCUGACUUUUUCCUGUGUGAGGAUGAGAGCUACUAUCUUCGAUCACUGGGAGAGGACGUCCGGAAGGAACCUGCCGAGCUGAGCAAACAGUUCCCGGACCUGGCUGAGGAUUUUCACAUCCCACGGUUCUUUGAGUCGGAUCAGUUCUUCUCCAGCGUUUUCCGCAUCAGCUCCCGUGGUCUGCAGCUGUGGACCCACUACGAUGUGAUGGACAACCUGCUGGCUCAGGUCACAGGAAGGAAGAGAGUGGUUCUCUACAGCCCCCAGGAUGCGUUACACCUCUACCUAAAUGGUGAUAAGUCAGAGGUCCUGGAUAUUGAUGCUCCUGAUAUGAAACUGUUUCCUGAGUUUGUAAAAGCGAGGAGAUACGACUGUGUGCUGGAGCCUGGAGAUCUGCUUUUUAUUCCUGCACUGUGGUUCCAUAACACCCUUGCCCUGCACUUUGGAGUCGGUGUUAACAUCUUCUGGCGCCACCUAUCUGCUGACAGCUAUGACAAGAAGGACCCAUACGGUAACAAAGACCCAGUGGCUGCUGCUCGAGCUCUGCAGACUCUGGAGAGGGGUCUGCAUGCUUUGGACGAGCUUCCAGCUGAGUACAGGGACUUCUACGGCCGACGAAUGGUCCAACGCAUCCAGAAGCGAACUUACUGUCACAGUCCGGACUCAGAAACUACAAUACCCAGAAGUCUCUCCAACAAACCUGGAUGAGUGUGCAGAGAUCUGUGAAUUAACAGCCUGGAGGUUAAAUGUCAUUUUCUUUGGCCUUUUUGUGGCACAAAGUGUAAAAGUUGGUGACUUUUAGGGCGAGAGGUGGAGUACAUUCUGGUCAGGUCACCAGUUAUUUUGCCUCCUAUUCCAGAUUAAAAUUAAAAUGUAUUGUUGUGAUUGAAAAUAAAAGUGAGUAGUAUUUUUAUAA